GACCCAGCUACUCUAUGCGUCUAUUCACGUGAAACAGAGGCUAUAAAGACCUCUGCAUCAGAAUCAGAACUCUCUGUGACCCAACUGAACUCAGAGAUAGACAGCAGAGCGGGAGCUGGGGGAGUUGGAGACAGCAAUCAUGACUGUCAUUCGCAUACCGGAGGCGUUCAGCGAUUUUGAUAUAUUUGCGUUUGGCACUUUUCUGUUUGCUGAGGGUGCUCUGGGAUUUGUCCUCAACUCCAUCGCAGCUCUGUCUUUUAUACUUGUUAAAGAGCAACGGGACCCCAGCAACUUUCUGGUGUUCAAUCUGAAUAUUGCCGAUCUCUUGCUGAACAUCAACACUCUCAUUGGAGCAUAUUCCAGCUAUCUCAGAGUCUGGCCCUAUGGUAUUGAGGGAUGUAACCUGCACGCAUUUCAGGGAACCGUUGGCAUUUAUGCAUGCAUAAGCUUGCUGGCGCUGGUUGCAUGGGACAAGUAUCACUACUGGUGUACUAACCAGGAAUUGUACUGGGCCACAUCUGGGACCAUGGUCGUGUGUGUCUGGGUGACGGCCAUUUUCUGGGCAGCACUUCCUCUGCCAUCUUUCGGCUGGGCCGAGUAUGGCUUUGAGCCGAUGAAGACCUGCUGCUGCCUGGACAACACUAAGACAGAAGGGGGAUUCGUCUCCUACCUGCUAGCUAUAUCUUGCGUCUACUUCCUCAUCCCAUUGCUGAUCAUGCACGACUCAUACAGCUCCAUCUACGCAUACUUCAAGAAGACCCACAAGUUCAAGUUCAACACCUGUAUUCCAGAGAUGGUCCUUUUGUUGAGCUGGGGCCCAUACGCUGCCUUCUGCCUGUAUGCCUGCGUCUACGAUCCUCUGGAGUUCUCUCCACAGUUUAGAAUGAUGCUUCCUGUGUGGGCCAAGACUGCUCCCAUAUGGCACGCUAUCCUCUACUCCUUCACCAAUGUGGCCUACAAAGGAGGAAUCUGGAAGCUGCUGACAGGGCAGAAGAUUGAGAAGAUCAAAACUUCAUAAACAAAACUCUUGAGAACAAGCAAUUCCACCCUGAUACAUUGUGAUACACUGAUACACGGAUACACUGUGAUACACUGAUACACUGUGAUACACUGUGAUAGUGUAACUGCUGACCCCAAACUCUGGAACACUCUCUCACUUGCACUGUGUCAAUGCACUUCAUUCUCCAAGUCUCAAAACCUACCUUUUCACCCUG
Messenger RNA from Engraulis encrasicolus (European anchovy), 1214 nucleotides. Its product is annotated as RPE-retinal G protein-coupled receptor-like. Gene Ontology annotation, biological process: cellular response to light stimulus; visual perception; phototransduction. The record is from RefSeq and is a predicted model, not a curated record. Gene Ontology annotation, molecular function: G protein-coupled photoreceptor activity. Gene Ontology annotation, cellular component: plasma membrane. The transcript is spliced from 7 exons. The coding region runs from base 140 to 1018 and encodes 292 amino acids. Lineage: Eukaryota; Metazoa; Chordata; Actinopteri; Clupeiformes; Engraulidae.